UUGUUAUUGUACCACCUAAAGACUUGGGCGAGUUUAAUAGCUGUCGCCCAGCUAACAUUACCUCGUAUAGGACAUGACGAUCGAAGCAAAAAAGGGUUCUGAAAAUUGGGCCAAAUUCAGAAUUUCGGAAUAUGAUGCCGACUCAGCUGAUUAGACUUUAAUCAGGAACCGUCAAUUUGUUUCACCAUGAUGGGACGGACGUCGGAAAUACAUGCUACCGAGGCUGCCCGCAUAUGGGGGCUUUGCGACUGUCCAUUGGCUCGACAGGCGGAGUACCGACGCGUCGGGACAGAGAUUCAACUCGUGACAUGGAUGGCAUUCACCCGGUCAACCACGACCAAAUUCCUCUAAUUCUCUGACCUGGGACCUGAAGUUUGGCACCUAUGGGUCCUGCUCUCCUCCAUCCUACGCAUAGUACGCAAAUUUUUCGACGAUGCAAGGGUCUACCAUCUUCCCGGUUGUACUAUAUAAGACAUUAUGCGACGCAGCCUGAGUCUGCUGCAGUCCAGCGGAAGAAAGUAUGGGCAUCUGCAGAUGUUGCUGUGCAAGAUGUGAAGUCUGGGGACAUUGUACUGAGCGGAGGGUUCGGCUUAUGUGGUACUCCUGAAACUUUGCUCACUGCUCUUUCACGGCGACACGACGUGCACAGUUUGACUGCUGUGUCCAACAAUGCUGGUUCAAGUGAUUUGGGUCUAGUCAAACUAAUGAAAAGCGGGCAACUUGACAAGCUCAUAAUAUCAUACCUUGGCGGAAACAAAUACCUUGAGCGAAUGUAUCUUGAUGGAAAGAUGUCCCUCGAAUUGGUUCCGCAAGGUACCCUCGUCGAACGGAUGCGUGCGCACGGCGCAGGCAUUCCCGCCUUCUUCACACCCACAGGUGCUUCCACGACCGUCGAAACUGGCGGUAUUCCCAUCAGAUUUAAAGCAGGCGGUUUCAAAGAAGGAAUCUUGAUACCGGGAAACAAAAAGGAAUACAGAGAAUUCAAUGGAAAACGGUACAUUAUGGAGCCUGCCAUCGCCGGCGACGUCGCGUUCAUCCACGCAUGGAAGGCAGACGAGGCGGGCAACCUCAUGUUCCGACAUGUCGCAAACAAUUACAAUAACGCCAUGGCAAGGAAUGCGCAGUUAGUUAUCGCUGAGGCAGAGGAGAUUGUCCCCAUUGGCUCAUUGCCACCAAAUGCAAUUCACGUCCCAGGAAUAUUUGUUGACCGUGUUGUGCAGGCCACUGAGCCAAAAGGUUUUGAUAUAAUUACCACUGCUCCACCACCCGGAACUACUGGUGGUUCCUCACCUGAGGAGCUCCUCGAAAAGAGCACACGGCGCAGAAUAGCAAAGCGCGCAGCACAGGAGCUCAGAGAUGGCUUUUACGUGAACCUUGGUGUCGGCAUUCCCACCCUCGUCACAGAGUAUCUCAGACCGGGCGUCAAGAUCUGGCUACAAAGUGAGAACGGCAUCCUGGGAAUGGGUCCGUUCCCCACCGAGGAUCAGGUCGAUCCGGACAUCACGAAUGCUGGAAAGGAGACGGUCACUUUGCUGCCGGGCGCUUCGAUCUUUGAUUCGACUGAUUCAUUUGGUAUGAUCCGGGGUGGUCACAUGGACGUCGCCAUCCUUGGCGCCAUGCAAGUAUCGCAAGCUGGCGAUAUCGCAAAUUUCAUGAUUCCAGGCAAGCUUGUGAAGGGGAUUGGCGGAGCCAUGGACCUGGUGUCAAAUCCUGAUAAGACGAAGGUCAUUGUGGCCAUGGAACACUGUGCAAAAGAUGGAGGUCCAAAAAUCAUGCAGGAUUGCUCGUUGCCACUGACUGGUGCACGGGCGGUCAGCCAGAUUAUUACCGAACUUGCUGUGUUCAACGUUGACAGGUCUGGCGGCAUCCUGACGCUCAUGGAAGUGGCCAAGGGUGUGACGGUGGAGGAGGUACAAGCGAAAACGGCCUGUGACUUCAAGGUCUCUGACAACCUUGGGCAGAUGUAAGUUCGUAUUGAUGGUAUAUGAUAGGCUUGCACUUUCGAUGUCUGAUAUGAUACAAUCACACAUUAAUUCCGUUCUCCACGGGCAUUCCAAGCGAGCGCCUUGGGUACAUGUACGGUUGAAAUUUUUUACAUAUAUUUGGGAUGAUUACUGUAUUAAAACAAUUAUAUGUAAGAGGC
This is a messenger RNA of Suillus bovinus, 2143 nucleotides long. RefSeq names its product 3-oxoacid CoA-transferase. The transcript has 10 exons. Gene Ontology annotation, molecular function: succinyl-CoA:3-oxo-acid CoA-transferase activity. Gene Ontology annotation, biological process: ketone body catabolic process. NCBI's taxonomy places the organism in Eukaryota, Fungi, Basidiomycota, Agaricomycetes, Boletales, Suillaceae. The record is from RefSeq and is a predicted model, not a curated record. Bases 384 to 1967 code for a protein of 527 amino acids.